AUGAGGAGUAAGGUGAAGCUAUCGCUCAUAGCGAAUGAAACAGCAAGGAGAACAACGUUCAAGAAGAGGAAGAGGGGGAUUAUGAAGAAGAUCAACGAACUGACCACUCUCUGCGGUGUCGAAGCCUGUGCGGUCGUGUUCAGCCAGUUCGACCCGAACCCGGAGGUAUGGCCAUCAACAGUUGGCGCUCAAGAGGUGUAUUCGAGGUUCUUGGAUAUGCCGGUGCUGGAUCGGACCAAGAAGAUGCUUGAUCACAAGAGCUUUCUAUGGGAGAGGAUCAAGAAAGCGCAAGAGCAAACGAAGAAGAUCUACUCUGAUAACCGAGAGGCUGAGGUUAGAGAAUUUAUGUUCGAGUGUCUCGCAGGGAGGAAGACGGUGGAGAAUCAGAAUUACGAUCCACGUGAUUUGCGAGAUCUGACUUCUUGCAUUGAAAACUAUGACAAGGCGGUAGAUCGCAGGAUCGAGGUCCUGAAGAGGAACGGUGAGUCUUCUUCUCUUGUUCCCGUUGCGGAUGCGGCUCCUCCUCUUGUUGCGGAUGCGGAUGCGGAUGCGCAUGCGGCUGCGGCUGCGGAAACUGCCCGUACUCGUCUUUAUGAUCGUAUUCGUCAAUAUCAUAACAUGGAGAUGCAGCAGAUCCAAAAUCUGCGAGGACAGGUUACGUACCAGUCUCAUGCCAACUCUUAUGAUCAUAUUCAUCAGAAUAUGAUUCAGCAAGAGCCGGUUCAUGACUACCAGGCUCCGGUUAGUUUUUAUGGUGAGAAUCAAUACAGGUUCUUUGGCAUGGAUCCGAACCAGCUUGUGAAUCAGUAUCCGAAUCAACAACAAUCGUUCAUGGAUCAGCUGAUGAUGGCACAUCAUGGGCUGAUGGAGUCUGUUGAAGAGCGUGCAAGCGGAACUUACAUGGACGGGAACUACUACCGCUACCAACAACCACCAACCACCGGUCACAUGCCUUCCAUCACCACCGCCACCGGUUACAUGCCUUCCAUCACCACCGUUGCCACCGGUCACAUGCCUUCCAUCUCCACCCCCACCUCCACCACCGACAUCACUGCUGCCAGCGCCACCACCCCUACCACCGACGAUACCGCUGAUGCUUCUGCUGUUAACAUCAACAACAAUGUUUGGCCAACGAGGUUCGGUUUUGAGUGA
Messenger RNA from Thlaspi arvense, 1152 nucleotides. The record is from the annotation of a GenBank genome assembly. Lineage: Eukaryota; Viridiplantae; Streptophyta; Magnoliopsida; Brassicales; Brassicaceae.